AAUAAGACAAUUACAGGAAGUCACGUCGUCGAACAAUAUUGUUUCAAGGGCAAUUUUUCGAACUGGUUACAUGAGCUACACGUGUAAUUACUAGUUACAGUUUAAUUUCUUAAGGAUAAAAUUAUCACAAUUAGAUAUGGACGGAUUUGGUUCCGAUUUUUCAUCAGGUGCUGGAUCCGGUAAAAUGGACACCGGGACAAUCAUGGAGCAAGUAAAGGUCCAGAUUGCGGUGGCUAAUGCGCAAGAACUCUUGCAGAGAAUGACAGACAAAUGUUUCAAGAAAUGCAUAGGCAAACCAGGAGGCACGUUGGACAACUCUGAACAGAAAUGCAUCGCUAUGUGCAUGGAUCGAUAUAUGGAUGCAUGGAAUACCGUGUCCCGUGCCUACAACUCCAGACUACAGAGGGAAAGAGCUCGUAUAUGAACAUCAUCCUACUCUGCCAGCCAUACCUUUGCAAAGCCAAAACGUAUGGCAGGGAAGGUGUUAGUGGCUGAGGCUGCAAGAGCAUGUGUAGCACAAUGACACACAAACUUCUGUGAGAACUCCUAACGGACAUGUUUGGAGAUCCUGUGAACGGCAACAAUAAUGAUGGUGGACAUUUUCCUUUCACUAAAAGGAUAUUUUAACAAAUGGAUAUCUUCUAUUGUUUUUCAUUAUUAUUAAAAGACACAUGAAUGAAUGUUAACAAGAAAAUAUUCUGUGCAAUUAUAAUGUGUCAUUUUCAAGUCUACUCUGUAACCGUCCCCUAAAAGUUCAGUGCCAGUUACCUAUUCUUCAGUUGGUUACUGGCUGUGAGUGUGGGUGAAACACCAGUUCCCUGAGGGGAUUAGGCAAGGCUUCUUUUACCACCUUCCUAAACCUAGUUUCUUCCCUGUGGAAGAAUUGAGGAACAAUUUUUUUUGUUUUCAUAAUUGUGAACCAGGCACUCGGACCAGCUAAACAAUCCUAUAUCAGAAUACGUGUCGAGAACAAAACAGUAUUGUCAGACUUGCGUUCCAGUUGUCAAUAUCUGCCCUAGUGGAUCUGUUUAACAGGGUCUGCUGUGGUGCAGACUUUGUAUUGAACCUGGCUGGCUUGGUUUGCUAGAUUUCUGGGAACAACACUCCUUCAUUCAUCCCUUUGACUUGUGUAGGGAAGUAAAAAGAAAUGGCCUGUGAGUGCUUAAAGGUGGGUGCUCCUGCUCAGAGGUGUGUUUGUGACUGACUGGAAUGGCCUUUUUCACUUGUGAGACGUAAAUAAAUAAAUUCAGAUCAAG
Coregonus clupeaformis (lake whitefish) is the source of this 1256-nucleotide messenger RNA. Its product is annotated as mitochondrial import inner membrane translocase subunit Tim13. Lineage: Eukaryota; Metazoa; Chordata; Actinopteri; Salmoniformes; Salmonidae. The transcript is spliced from 3 exons. Bases 137 to 424 code for a protein of 95 amino acids. The record is from RefSeq and is a predicted model, not a curated record.